Stegodyphus dumicola is the source of this 3975-nucleotide messenger RNA. RefSeq names its product potassium channel, subfamily K, member 16-like. Gene Ontology annotation, molecular function: outward rectifier potassium channel activity; potassium ion leak channel activity. Gene Ontology annotation, biological process: stabilization of membrane potential; potassium ion transmembrane transport. Lineage: Eukaryota; Metazoa; Arthropoda; Arachnida; Araneae; Eresidae. The record is from RefSeq and is a predicted model, not a curated record. Gene Ontology annotation, cellular component: plasma membrane.
UAAAUAGUAUAUCGUUCAUACUUUUUGUAUUUCAUAGAAAUAAGAACUAAUUAAUUAUUGAUGUUGCACUGAACAUGCUGUAAUAAUAUUUUUUUUUUUUUUUUUUUUUUUUUUUUUUUUAAGACAAACUUAACCGCUUGGGGGAGGCAAACGUGACAAGAGCAGAUCUAGAAAGUCUUAUGUUACGUCUUGCACACAGUCAAUCUCUAAUCGAUGAAUCAGGGAAUGACACGCACACGAAUUGGAGUUUCGAUAACUCUUUUUUCUUCGCUAUCACAGUCGUCACAACAAUAGGUUAUGGUCAUCUUUCACCUUCCACUACAGGAGGUCGUCUGUUUUGUAUUUUUUACGCCACAAUUGGCAUACCUCUGACAGGAAUUUUAUUAGCUGCUAUUGGAGGUCAUUACAGUCAACAUUUGGUAAAAGGUAUUCAAAGAGCAAGAAAAAAUAGGAGUAGGAACUCAAAACUUGCUAUUGCUUUCUGUGCUACAAAGUGCCUUCUUCCCUGGUUGGUUGUAUUUCUUGUGGUGCCCGCGGGUUUCUUCAUGUGGCUCGAAGAGUGGACUUUUGUUGAAAGUUUUUACUAUUGUUUCAUUACAUUGUCUACUAUUGGCUUCGGAGAUUACGUUGCAAGCAAUUUUGAAGGCCCUUACGUGGGAUUUUACAAAACUUUCGUAGUGUUAUGGAUUAUAUUUGGUCUGGGAUACUUAGCCAUGAUCCUCAACUAUAUAUCUCGAAUGAUGCGAUGUAAACAAAUCAGGCGAGUGGAGCGAAAAUUGUCCUCCAGCAUCCAUCACACUCAACAAAGGGUGGGACAAAGACUUGAUGAAGUCUACCACAUCCUGCAAGAUGUUUCUAGGACCCGCACUAUAAGACCACGGAACAGAGCUGCACUCAAAAGAAUGCAGUCUUUCCCAGCUCCAGAGUUAAAGGACAGGAACCAUAAUCACAAAAUUCAGAAACUUUUAACUCUCGUACAGACUUUGAGAGAAGAGGAGCCACCUGCAAGACCUCGACGUUUCAGUCUUCCUUUACCUGUAUCUCCUACUUUGCAGCCAGCUAAUUUUGGCAGAGGUUCUUUGCAAGUAUUCACAACCAAUGGACCAUGUAGACAAAGAUCAGAGAGAGAAAUUGUUAGGAAUGGUUAUCAGAGAAAACCACAAGACAAACCAGCAACUCUUGUAGCUCCUACAGACAUUGAGAUUAGAACAGAGAUCUUGGAUUCACCGAAUAUUGAGAGAGACAGGAGCAGGUGCCAUACACCCAUGUCGAAACUAACAAUAAUAGAUGUAAUAUCAGCAGAACCCAAAUCAGAUUUCGUGGCUGAUCGUCGGACAGUUAUCGAUAUGGAAGGACUUCAGUGCACGCGAGUUUGACACUUUUUAAAUGAAUAAGUCAGCAAAGCUGCAGGGUAUAUAGAUUUCAAUACAAUGAUCUCAUAUUCGUCCAUACUUGCUUGAGAACAUAGGUGACGGAAAACUCAUCUUAAGGCCUGCAAUAAUCAAUGUGAUAUCUGCCAAAUUCUAGUUGAGACUCGCCUCAGAUCUUUCAACAGUUGUUGAUGUGGAUGAGCAUCAGUCCAUUACUACCUUGUAAAAAGAAACUUUAUGUUUAAAGUUUGCAAAACCUAGCCUUAGAGAUCUAAGGCGAUCCUGAUCUAAGAUCUUUGAAUGGCAUUAGAAAGCUAUCGGAGUGUAAUGAAACUUAAAUAAUUCUUCAGAUUAAGAAACACAGUGAAAGUUAUUUUCGUUUCAGAAAUACCACUACAUUAGUUUCUUCAAGAAGCAGGUUGUUUCUCUUGAGAAUGAACUGAUAUAAGAUAUCAGAAACUUUGCCAUUGAAGAAAUUUUGUGUCAGAAUUCCUUAGAAACAUUUCUGUUCCAAACCAGAACUCAUUGCACAUUUUGUAGUUUCUCUUGAGAAUAAACAGGUUGUUUCUCUUGAGAAUAAACUGAUAUAAGAUAUCAGAAACUUUGCCAUUGAAGAAAUUUUGUGUCAGAAUUCCUUAGAAACAUUUCUGUUCCAAACCAGAACUCAUUGCACAUUUUGUGGAAACAGAAACUUCUGUGUUGGAUGCAUUUUAAAAUUCUCAAAACCAUGAUUUACCACUAAAUACCUCAUGAUUUUCAUGAAGAUUAAGUCAUUAUGAAAAUACUAUUUUUUUACAAUUUCAAAUCUGCUCGAAGGCUAGUUUAGUGGGUAUGUUAUCUAAACAAAAUUAUUCUGGGCAUUUUAAAGGAAGUUUAUAUAAAAAGCUAAUUUCUAUAUAGCUCAUUUGAUUGCAAGUUUUGAAUAACAUACAGAAAGUACAAGCCAAAAGAUUGUUUCAAAAAAUAUACAUGUAAUUUUAUCAUUGAAGUAAUAUGCCUUACUUAAUUUACAUUCAUCCUUUUAGUUCUCAAAAUGUGAUAACUAAGUGCUUUUCAAAAACAGAUUUCAUAACAUUCAAGAGCAUCCGCAUGCAUGAUGCGCUAAUAAAACUCUUUCUUACAGUCAGUGCAAUUAUUUCAGCUAGUUUUAAAGUGGAAAGUGUUCCAAGUGUUCUAAGGUUGUGGAAAUAUUGCUCAAUGUUUCCUAAUGAGUCUUAAUAAGAACUUAUAUGACAGAAAAGUACCGAUUUAUAUUAAGGUCUAUGGCUUAGUUACAUAGUGAUGUCAUUUCUACCACUUAAAAGUAGUGUACUAUGUUCCUAAUCCACAAUCAUUUCUCACAUUAUGUUUCAUAUAACAUAAGUACAAUGGAGAAGAUGAAACAUAUCAUUUUUAGUAUACUUCUUUUAUGUUUAAUCAUUUGUGUAAGUGAUUAAUUUAAAAUUUUACAUUAGAGAUAAAUGUAUAAAAUUCUGGAAGGUAAAAUGGUGCUUAACAAUUCUUCUCUUCAUUACAGACAUAAAUUUGAUUAAAAUUUAGUCAAAUCUAAGAUGUUACUGAUUCGAUGAAAUACUGCAGAUUUGUUUUAUACCUCAGAAUGCUAUUCUAAUAUUUUAUGUCUGUAAUGAUGACUUUUUUCCAAAUAUGCGAGUUUAAAAGAAAUAUUAUACCAUUUUUCCUUUUAAGAAUUAGUAUUAUGAAAUCUAUCAGUUAUAGGUUUGAUUUCUACACUUCUGUUGCUGUAUAUAUAUGUUAUUGAAAAGGUAGCAUACUAAAGAAAAAGUAUUAACAUAUUCACUUCAAAUAACUAUAUUAGUUUUCCCAAAAGUAACAUAUUUAUAGAACUGAUCAGUAUUGCCAUGCCAGAAUUAUGCUCUCUUUUUCAUCAAAAAAUGUAUAAAUUGGAAACUACUAAAAAUAAAAAUGUUAUAGAGAUUCUCAACCGGGUACGCUAGAAAAAAAUAGAUGGUAUGCAAAUAAACAAAGUGUUUUUUAACUAUUGAAUUCAAAAAUUAAAUACCCCAACAUCCUGUUUACAUUUUUUUCUCUAACACUUGUAAAUUUAUGCGAUCUGAGCUUUGUUGAAAAUCAAUAGCCACUCAUAGACUUUAGCAAAAUAAUCUGUUUUUACUUUCACAAAUAUUCUUUUAGCCAUAUGCAUAAUAAAAUUUGUCAUAAAUGGUGUUUUUAAAAGAAGUUAUAGAAAUUAAUGUUGUAUUUGAUAAGAAAUAGAGUUGAUCGAUUUAUUAGCAUGUCUAAACUUUAUGUCGUCACCAUUUCCAGACUCGUAUUUCUCUAUUAGAAUCAUUUUUAUGUAGAUUUGUUGUCUAUAAGAGCAGAUAUUUUGUCUUCUUGGCUUUUAUUCCUUACUCUUCUACGCGAUUUGAGAAUAUAGUCGUUUGAUUUUAAAAAACUCUUAAUAUAUCUUUCAUUUCAAUAUUUGUGAAAAAAUAAUAAAACAAACCUUUGAUUUUCCAAAUGGAAAAAUGACUAUGAUUGACUAAGCGUAAUUGUAAGUGAUGAUUCACAGGUGAUGGAUCCAGGACAAUCUACUAACACUAAGAAUACUGAAAAGAAAAAAAAAAAAAAAAAAAAAAAAAAAAAA